AUGACUUGCAGGAAAAAUCUAUGGAGGGAUUUACUUACUUUAAAGCAAAGUGUUAAUAGUCCAUGGAUUACUGGUGGAGAUUUCAAUGCUAUUGCAAGUUGUGAGGAGAAAAUUGGAGGGGUGCCAGUUACAGAAACUGACAUAGAGGAUUUUCAAAGCUUCAUUAACACUGGUCAGCUAUUGCAUUUAAGAUCUACUGGCUGUUAUUAUACUUGGUGUAACAAACAAGAGGCUGAUAGCAGAAUCUGGUCUAGACUGGAUAGGUGCUUGGUGAAUGAGAAUUGGAUCCAUUCAUACACCUCAAGUCAGGUGGACUAUCUCAUUCCAAAUUGCUCUGACCACUCUCCGGCUUUAAUAACUAUUGAAGAUGAUAUUUCUGAGGGUAAAAGGCCAUUCAAGUUCUUCAAUAUGUGGGUCAAGCAUCCAGAUUUUAUCUCAACAGUGAUUUCUAUAUGGGAUCAAAGCAGUGAAGGCUAUAAUAUGUACAGGUCUCAUACUAAGCUCAAAAAGCUUAAACAUGCCCUCAAAGAGCUAAAUAAAAAUCACUUUAUGAAUAUAAGUGAACAAGUAUGUAGAGCAAAGGAAUAUUUAUCAGAUAUUCAAAGGCAAUUAAAUGAUGAUCUUUUCAACUCAGAUUUGAUUGCAAGGGAAAAAGAAUGCAUCAAAAAAUAUGACAGAUUGAUUGAUUGUGAAUCUUCUUAUUUCAAACAGAAAGCUAACAUUAGAAUGAUAGAUUGUUUAAAUUUCACCCCAAGUGUUCAAGAUUGA
Molecule: messenger RNA, 768 nt
Organism: Asparagus officinalis (garden asparagus)
Lineage: Eukaryota; Viridiplantae; Streptophyta; Magnoliopsida; Asparagales; Asparagaceae
Exons: 1
Coding region: 1-768 (255 amino acids)
Source: RefSeq, a predicted model, not a curated record